Molecule: messenger RNA, 3069 nt
Organism: Etheostoma cragini (Arkansas darter)
Lineage: Eukaryota; Metazoa; Chordata; Actinopteri; Perciformes; Percidae
Gene: gata4
Product: GATA binding protein 4
Exons: 6
Coding region: 226-1380 (384 amino acids)
Biological process (GO): positive regulation of transcription by RNA polymerase II; cell fate commitment; negative regulation of transcription by RNA polymerase II
Cellular component (GO): nucleus
Molecular function (GO): RNA polymerase II cis-regulatory region sequence-specific DNA binding; DNA-binding transcription factor activity, RNA polymerase II-specific; zinc ion binding
Source: RefSeq, a predicted model, not a curated record
CCUCCUCUCUCAUGUCCCCUCUCAGUUUUAUUCUUUUUGUCUGAUGGUUGCUUCACUUCUUGGCAGAUCUGAUUGUAUUAAGGACGAGAGAGCUUAGCGGAUUGUAUUAAACUAGAGCCUACAGGCUAGCCUGUUUUGCCUUAAUACUCCCAGUCCUGUGCGGGACUUCAUCCACACUACUGUAUCCCUUCUAUCAACACGGAUGUAAAGCUUCAAGGAGUGGAUAUGUAUCAGGGCAUAAUGACAACCAACCACGGUCCCUCUUCCUAUGAGGCCGGAUUUCUGCACAACGCCUCGGCGGGCACCUCUCCGGUUUAUGUGCCCACUACCCGGGUCGUCACCCCCAUGAUCCCGGCGCUACCCUACCUCCAGACGCCCGGUGCGUCGCAGCAGAGCAGCCCCGGAUCGAGCCACUCUGCCUGGGCUCAGUCGUGCUCCGACUCGGUGCCCUCAUACAACCACUCCCCGGUGUCUCCACGCUUCGCCUUCUCCACCAGCCCGCCUCUGUCCUCCGGGGUGGCCACUGUCCGGGAGACGGCUUCAUACAGCAGCCCGUUAAACAUCUCUGGCAACGGGAGGGAGCACUACGGCGCGCGGAGCCUCAGCGGGCCGUAUCACAGCCCCUACCCGGCCUACAUAAGCCCGAACGUGGGUGGAACUUGGCCGCCGUCUCCCUUUGACAGCCCGGUCCUCCACGGUCUCCAAACCGGCGCUUCUCAUGGCACAACCCGGCAUCCAAACAUAGACCUGUUUGAUGACUUUGCUGAGGGGCGAGAGUGUGUGAACUGCGGGGCGAUGUCGACCCCCCUCUGGAGGCGGGAUGGUACCGGCCACUACCUGUGCAACGCCUGCGGACUGUACCACAAGAUGAAUGGCAUCAACAGACCUCUCAUCAAACCUCAAAGACGACUGUCUGCCUCCAGAAGGGUGGGCCUGUCCUGCACCAACUGUCACACCACCACCACCACUCUAUGGCGACGAAAUGCAGAGGGAGAGCCGGUCUGCAACGCCUGUGGCCUCUACAUGAAGCUUCAUGGGGUACCACGACCCCUGGCUAUGAAGAAAGAGGGGAUCCAGACCCGUAAACGCAAACCCAAGAACGUCAACAAGUCCCACACUGGGACCCCAGGCAGUGAGACUCCGGUCACGCCAAGCAGCACUCCCCGGGCCUCCAACACCACAGAGGAGCCUCGCCAGAUAAAGACGGAGCCGGACACUCACAGCUUGUACACACAACAUAGUGCACAUGCACAGAUUUCAGCCUUGCCAGCCUACAUGACAACUCAAAGUGGGACCAUUCCUCUCAAGAUGUCCCCUGGGGGUCACGGUGGGUCUUCUGGGUCCAAAGCUGAGCCCUGGAACAACCUAAUCCUGGCCUAGAAGACCUAACCAGCAUCUCAAACAAUAGCGAUAAAACUCUCCUGAGAGACAAGUCUCUGCAGAAAGCUGACUGACACUCUAGCUGCAGAUGUUUCUGCACAGCGCCUUCAGUGCAAUGCUCCGGGACAAAUAUGUGGGCGUCACACAAGAAAUGGAGAUCAUAAACAGAACUGCACAGAUACUGUGUGUUCACUCACAGCAAUGGAUGGACUGAACGGAGUUUGAGUAGCACUGUGAUUAGACACCCAAAAACUGCAACAAAUCUACCAUGCCAGUGCAGGGGCAUUAAGUGACUGAAGCUAUAACAUGAACCAGAAACAAACAACAGUGAUGUUCAGACUUUAUUUCCCUGAGUUAUUUUUAUUUCAAAAUAAUUGUCUUCAUUUUCAUAUUAAUAUGAACAAGUUGCCAAUGAAUGAUGGACACACACACAACAAUCACAACAGCGCCCUUCAAAGUCAAACGCAGCACCAUGGAGCAGCAAGUGUACGUAAAGGUUCAGUUCACAUUAAUAAGAAAACAACUAUGUAUUUUCACACUCACAAGGGGGAGGCCUAUUUACUUGCAUGGCAUGCAAUGUAGGUGAAGGAAAACUUAUUUUUCAAAAUCUCAAUAGCUAGUCUCUUUACAGAACAAAGGAUGUGGCGGUAACUUAAUAAUCCACAGACCUCAAUGUGAUCAGUGAUUUGUAUGUUUGGUAGAUGAUUCCAACUGUGAUGAGUCUUUGGAUUAUUCAGAGUAUCCAAAGCACUUUGCUAUUUUUAUAAACCUAUAAAGGAUGUCAGUUAAUUUGCAGUCAACUUAGCUGUUAUAGGCCGACUCAGUCUGAGCAGCAAUAUCUCAAAAUGGAAACGGAUAUGUAUGUGAAUUAGGAUUCGGAUGAACUGACCCUUUAAACAUUUCACAAACUUGACAUUCAAUGAUUCCAGUCAUUUGUAUGUGAUGCCAUUGAUUUUAAUGCAGAGGUGUAAUUUCACAGUACAUCAAAUUUUACAAAGAGUAGAUAAUCAUGAGCAUCUCUUCCUUACUUACUGCAAGAAAGAAUUGCUCGAGACAUGAUCACUCAUCAGCACCAGAGAUAUGACCUCAAACAUACAUGAUCUCCCACUUUGUUUCAGGACAGUUGCCUGAACGGCAUGGCUUUCGAUUUAACGUGAGUCGGUAUUGACAUAUCUAUGAAAAAAUACAUCAUAAACUACCUAUGCAGCCAAGUUAAGUUGCACAUUAUGAAUGUAAAUAGAAGUAAUGGCACAUAGCUCCCUCUGCUGACACAAGUGCAGAUGUGCGUCCAUAAAAAAAAGCAUAAUCGUCUUUAAUCCUGCUAGUAUUUAUUAGUAAAAGGCUAUGCCCUAAACUACUCAAUCAUCUAUCCAUUAUCUAUUAGCUGAAGGUUGUUUGAUAGACUUUAUGACAGUGUAUUGUAUCAAGACUGUACAGAUUGUUAAAUACUUCAUGCUUUGAUUUUCUUAUGAAAAGCAUGGAGGGCUGGGGCAACAUGUGGUGAUGUCCCACAUUUGCAUUAACAAAUAUAUGAGCAUAUAUGUAAAACUCCACUCCAAUAUAAUUGUAAUACACCAUUUGUGAUAUUUUGUAAGUAAAGACAGAGUGAAAGAUGUGGAUAUGUGGACUAGCACUACCUGAUGCCCUUCCUCUGUGUGCAACUGUAGCUCUACUGAGGAAACUAAUAAA